Molecule: messenger RNA, 3094 nt
Organism: Protopterus annectens (West African lungfish)
Lineage: Eukaryota; Metazoa; Chordata; Ceratodontiformes; Protopteridae
Product: oocyte zinc finger protein XlCOF28-like
Exons: 3
Coding region: 1-2292 (763 amino acids)
Source: RefSeq, a predicted model, not a curated record
AUGAAAGAAGAGAAAGAGCCUGCAAUAGAAGAAGUAAGAACAGCACCAAGGAAAAUGAAAUCAGAGAAAGCAACAGGUUCAGAUGAGAUCAUGGCAGGAUACAGCAUCCCAAAAGAACAGCUGUUGCUGCUGUUUGAAAAACACAAGACCCUCCUGCCUGAGUCUGUAGAAGGAGUGGAGACCCUGUUUCAGAUAACUGAUUGCGGUUUUCCUACCAGCAUCUGCAGGAGUAUGCAGUGUUGUCAGAGUCCAUAUCAGAUGUCGCUACAGAGGGAGCUUCCUGAUUCUGGAUGCGCCAAAAACUUUUCCUUUCAAAUGGUUUCUACAAGAGAAUUAUUGAUUCCAACUGGAAAUACACAUGAUAAGUGCAUGGAAAAUGGCAAGAGUUUUAUUCAAGAGAACAAAUUAAAAAGUCUGACAUCCUAUGAGAAAACUCACACUGAAGGGAAGCAAGAUUUGGAGAAAUUAAACCAAGAGAAGCACCAUGUAUGUGCUACAUGCAACAAGAGUUUUAUGUGGAAGUAUCAACUUGCAUACCAUGAAAAAACCCACAGUGGAGAAAGGCCAUAUAAAUGUCUAAAAUGUGACAAGGGCUUUACACGCAAGGAUAAUCUCACAUCCCAUGAAAAAACUCAUAUUAAAGAGAAGCCAUAUAAAUGUGCAGCAUGUGAUAAAAGUUUUUUACAGAAGAGCAGUCUUGUAUCCCAUGAAAAAACACACACCGGAGAGAAACCAUAUACAUGUGCAACGUGUGCUAAAAGUUUUACAUGGAAGAAAAGCCUUGCACUGCAUGAGAAAGCUCACAUUAAGGGGAAACCAUAUACAUGUGCAAUAUGUGAGAAGAGUUUUACAAGAAAGAAUUACCUUAAGUUCCAUGAAAAAAACCACAGUGGAGAAAGGCCGUAUAAAUGUCUAAAAUGCGACAAGGGCUUUGCACUGAAGGGCAUUCUCGCAUCCCACGAAAAAACUCACACUAAAGAGAAGCAGUAUAAAUGUGCAGCAUGUGACAAGAGUUUUUUACAGAAGAGCAGUCUUGUAUCCCAUGAAAAAACACACACUGGAGAGAAACCGUAUACAUGUUCAAUAUGUGCUAAAAGUUUUACGUGGAAGAAGAGCCUUACACUACAUGAAAAAGCUCAUGCUAAGGGGAAACCAUAUACAUGUGCAAUAUGUGAGAGGAGUUUUACAUGGAAGAAUAACCUUAAAUUCCAUGAAAAAACCCACAGUGGGGAGAAGGAAUAUAAAUGUACCAUGUGUGAAAAAACAUUUAUAUGGAAGUCUCAUUUUACAUACCAUUUGAAAACCCACACUGGUGAAAGGCUACAUAAAUGUACUACAUGUGAUAAGAGUUUUAUAUGGAAGUACCAACUUGUCUACCAUGAGAAAACCCACACUGGUGAUAGGCCAUUUAAAUGUGCUACAUGUGGCAGAAGUUUUAUGUGGCAGUGGCACCUUGCAUCCCAUGAGAAAACCCAUACUGUGGAAAAGCAAUAUAAAUGUGCUACCUGUGACAAGUGCUUUGUGUGGAAGCACAAACUCGCAUACCAUCAGAAGAUCCACAGUGGUGAAAGGCCUUAUAAAUGUGCAAAAUGUGACAAGAGUUUUAUGUGGAAGUGUCUGUUGAUAUACCAUGAGAAAACCCACACUGGUGACAGGCUAUAUAAGUGUACAACAUGUGAGAAGACUUUUGUAGGGAAGAACAAGCUUGCAUCCCAUGAGAAAACUCACACUGGACAGAAGAAACCCAAAGGACUUGGAGAAAUUAAAAAAAGAGAAAAGAAAUACUUGGAGAAAGUAAACCGAGAGAAGCAACAUAUAUGUGUUACAUGCAACAAGAGUUUUAUGUGGAAGUGUCAGCUUAAAUACCAUGAAAAAACCCACAGUGGCGAAAGGCCAUAUACAUGUCUAAAAUGUGACAAGGGCUUUGCAAUCAAGGCUAAUCUCAGAUCCCAUGAAAAAACUCACAUUAAAGAGAAGCCAUAUAAAUGUGCAGCAUGUGACAAGAGUUUUUUGCAGAAGAGCAGUCUUGUAUCCCAUGAAAAAACACACACUGGAGAGAAACCAUAUACAUGUUCAAUAUGUGCUAAAAGUUUUACGUGGAAGAAAAGCCUUAAACUGCAUGAAAAAGCUCACAUGGUGGAUAAACCUUAUACAUGUACAAUAUGUAAGAAGACCUUUUCAGGGAAGACUUACUUUAAAUUCCAUGAAAAACCCACACUGGGGAAAAGGAAUAUAAAUGUGCAAUCUGUAACAAAGCAUUCAUAUGGAAGUCUCUGCUUGGAUACCAUUUGAAAACCCACACUGGUGACAAGCUACAUAAAUGUGCUACAUGUGACAAGAGUUUUAUAUGGAAUUACCAACUUGUAUACCAUGAGAAAACCCACAAAAACACAUGGCAGUAAGGGAAAAGAAGGGAAAAAUCAUGGAAGCAUCAAAUAGAGAAAACUGUAAAGCACUUAGGACACGAAGUGUCACAGUUGGAAGAAUACAGAAGAGAAAACUGUAAAGCACUUAGGACAAGAAGUGUCACUGUUGGAAGAAUACAGAAGAGGGAAAAGAUCAAAAAAAUGCUCAGAGACGGACGAGAUAGAUGCUGAUCUGUUCUAAUUCUGCAUGCUGCUUUUAUCAUACACUGUAUUGCAAAGAAUAAACUAAAGAUACCAGCACAGGCAGAAAAACGUAGAAGAUAUUCAGAUAAAUGUAAAGGAAAAGUACAAAAUAAGCAAUUUAUUGAUGACCCAAAAACGUUUUAUAGAGAACUGGGAAACAAGGCAAAAAGAAUAGAAACACCACCAAAAAAAUAAGAAAUCAACACAUUUUGGAGAGAAAGCUUAGAAGAUCCUGUGGAACAAAACAAAGAUGGUGAAUGGACAGAAGAAUUAAAGAACAAGAAACCCAAAUGUACAGGAUAUUAAAUGGGAUAAAGUAAUGGCCAGAGAAAUUGAAACAAAAUUAAGAAUAGCUCCUAAUUGGAAAACCCCAGGCCCAGAUGCAGUACCUAAUUUCCAGCUAAAAGUAUUAAUACCUUUACAUGAAGAUUUAGCCAUGAGUAAGUACUGUUUAAAUGCACACACCAAACCAACACCAACCUGGU